GAGCCUUGACGGCCGCCGCUUUGGUGAGCUCUGCCCCGAAGCCUUCGAUGCCAUCCUCGUGGAUGCGCCUUGCUCUGGCGAGGGCAACAUCCGCAAGGACCCAAAGGCAUUCGACCGCUGGGCCGGGGAGGAUGCCACAUCGCAAUGUCAAGUGCAGUCGGAACUGCUCCGCUCAGCUUGGGUUGCGCUGCGGCCUGGGGGCGUAAUUGUGUACUCCACUUGCACCCUCAAUGCCUUCGAGAACGAGAACCAGUCCCGAAGUUUGCUGGACGACUUCCCCGAUGCUGAGCUGCAGAGUGGGCUCGGAUGCCAGCUCGGCCUGGCAGAGCUGGAGACGCCCGAGGGCUUCUUCAGGGUGUGGCCUCACAAACUCAACGUUGAGGGUUUCUUCGUUGCCUGCUUUCGCAAGAAGGCUGGAGGAGGAGGAGUUCCUCAGAGCAAGGGGAGCGAAUUGUGGCCGCAGUUCCAGAGGUUGCCGGAGACAGAGGCCUCGGCUUUGAGGGCUCGUGCCAUCGAGGACCUUGGCUCCUUUCCGUCUUCUGCACCGCUGCUCCGUGAGCGACACCAGGGCGACGUCUGGCUAUGCGCCUUUCCGUGCUGGCCGCCGCCAGCAGCUUUUGCCCGGUUGAGCAGCCUGGUGCAGCCCGGCAUCUGCAUCGUGGAUGCCAAUGGUGCUCUGACCAGCGAGAUUCGCUUGGUGGUCGGUGGCAGCAGCCUCACAUCUGAGGAGUGGUUGGAGCUGCAUGAAAAAGCAGGAGGAGGUCUCGGGGCCAAAAGCCUUGCCCUUCGUGGCCUCGGGGCCGCGGGAGCGCGACGCAGUCUCGAGGAGAUGCGCGCAAGUCUCUUGACGCCAGACGUGGUGAGCUACAACACCGUCCUGGAUGCGUUUGCCAAAGAAGCAGAUGCGGCAGGCGCCCAACAGGUCAUGGACGAAAUGGUCGAGACGACGUUGAGGCCUGGUGUGAUCAGCCACACGAUCCUGAUUGAAGCCCACGCGCGCGCAGGGAACAGAGCCGCAGCUGAAGAGGCCUUCGAAGCGAUGAGAUCUGCAAGGCUAGAGCCCAACGAGGUAACCUACACUGCCCUGCUCCGCGCGCGCAUCGCGGCCGGCGACCAGGCCGGUGCCCAGCGCCUCGCCGCGGAGGGAAGGCUAAACGAGGUGGGCUUCACACUGCUCAUCAAUGCCUAUGCCAUGUCGGGCGAUGUCCGCGGUGCAAAGGAUGCUUUCGAGUUGCUCAGCAAGCAGUCGAGGCCCAACUUGGCUUCGUACACUGCCUUGAUGAAAGCCUACGCAAAGGCAAGGGAUGCACGGGGUGCCGAUGAAGUGCUGGUGCAGAUUCAAAAGCACAGUCUGCAGCCGAAUUCGGCGACCUAUGCCACCCUCAUAUCGGCGCAGGCUAAGGCUCAGCAGCUGCAGCGUGCCCUGGAGCUCUUCCGAUUGCAGGGAAAGCCCACGCUCGCAAGCGGCACAGCUCUCAUCUCUGCAUACUCCAGGCAGAAGGACUCAGCCGGAGCGCAGCGCGUGCUCGACGAAAUGCUGUCGGCCUCGAUCAGGCCCGAUGGCAUCUGCAUCAAACAGCUGGAGUUCGCCAAACUACGGGCA
Messenger RNA from Symbiodinium sp. CCMP2456, 1603 nucleotides. NCBI's taxonomy places the organism in Eukaryota, Dinophyceae, Suessiales, Symbiodiniaceae. The record is from the annotation of a GenBank genome assembly.